This is a messenger RNA of Solea solea (common sole), 2380 nucleotides long. It is a transcript of the gene tatdn3l, whose product is annotated as putative deoxyribonuclease TATDN3. NCBI's taxonomy places the organism in Eukaryota, Metazoa, Chordata, Actinopteri, Pleuronectiformes, Soleidae. The record is from RefSeq and is a predicted model, not a curated record. The transcript has 10 exons. Gene Ontology annotation, molecular function: hydrolase activity, acting on ester bonds. Bases 513 to 1322 code for a protein of 269 amino acids.
AUUAAUCGAAUACUUGUUUUUACCAAACCUGGACGUGAUGAUGUUCUCCAAUGUCCAAAACCAAAAUGAUUCAUUUGAAAUUGAAAAUAUUCACAUUUAAGAAGCUGGAAAAAUCAGAAAGCUUGUUUAAAUUAUUGGAAAAAACACUCAAUUCGAAUGUGUGAUCACCCGAGCUGAUCGUAUGUGGUUUAAUAAAUCAUUUCCAUCUACAAUCGUGAUAAAAUGGGGGACUAAAUUUACCACCUUAAUGAAACGAAUGCGUGCUGCUGACAAAAGGAAGUAAACGUUUACCGCUGGAGGUGUUGGAUGUUUUUUACGGCUCAGCCGCCGUCCUGUCUCCUGCGGGCCUGCAGUUCCAUGCUAUUGGAGUUAAGCCGCAGCAAACGCCGCUCUCCCGGGCGACGCCGCAUUGUAUGUCACGCGCGCCCACAGAUGUGCGCAUGCGUAGUCGACUUGAUCCCGGAAGACGGUUUGUUUUGGUUUUUACAAUAACGUGACCUGUAUUUGUCCACAUGCAGGGCUACAUUGACUGUCAUUGUCACAUCUCCGCGGGGGAUUUUGACAAGGACUUGGAGGAUGUGAUUGAACGUUCCAAACAGGCCGGACUGUUGGCGCUCUUAGCUGUGGCAGAACAUGCAGGGGAAUUUGAAAAGAUUAUUUCAUUGUCACACAGGUUUCCAGGUUUUAUUUUCCCCUGCUUAGGAGUCCAUCCAGUUCAAGAAGUUUCCCCAGAGCAACAGAGAGGUGCUUCUCUCCAGGAUCUCGAUGCUGCUCUCCCCAUCAUAGAGAAAUACCAAGACCACCUUGUGGCUAUUGGGGAGGUUGGUUUGGAUUUUACACCCAGAUUUGUCAGCAAUGACACUGAUAAAGACAGUCAAAGGCAGGUCCUCAUUCGCCAAGCACAGAUAGCUAAGCAGCUGGAUCUCCCUCUAAAUGUUCAUUCACGGUCGGCAGGGAGACCGACCAUCCAUCUUCUCAAAGAACAAGGUGUCGAGAAAGCCCUGCUUCACGCUUUUGAUGGGAAACCGUCUGUUGCCAUGGAGGGAGUGAAGGCUGGAUAUUUCUUUUCAAUUCCACCUUCCAUAGUACGGAGUGAACAGCAGAAACUUGUAAAACAACUGCCAUUAGAAAACAUAUGUCUGGAAACGGAUUCACCUGCUUUGGGUCCAGAAAAGCAGGUGAGAAAUGAGCCCAAAAACAUCCCCAUCUCUGCUGAGUACAUCAGUAAAAUCAAAGGAGUGUCACUGGAGAAGGUGAUGGAGGUGACGACGCAGAACGCCCUUCGACUCUUCCCCAAGAUAAAGUCAGUCAUCAAACCCUGACGCGGCCUUAAAGCUUCCUGUCUGUUUAAUCAUGUCAUGUCAACAAACAAACAGAUUCAUAAUAUCCAUACACAAAUAAAGAUGAGAUAACAUUUUGAACACAAGACUGCUGUAUUUUCCCCAUGUACGCUACAUGUGAGUCAUCCAACCGUUCACUCUGUCACGUAACAACAGCUACUCACUGACAACAUUCAUGCGAUAACUUGUUUUAACGUAUCAUUGUGAGUAAAUUCAUAAAAUAUUUAUAUGGACUGAGCAAAGCAGAGCAGUUAUACGAUUACCUUUGUCAUUUCCCCUGUCACUAUAAGUAUUAAUUCCUAUGUUGUUGCUCUUUAUAAUUAAAUGGUGAUUCAUGUUCCACUCCGAAACAGCUGCUAAUGAAUGUCAAACUGUCGCGGACCUGGAUCAGUCACAGUUCACAGUUGUAUGAGGUAUUAAAUGCAAACUCAUGAGCUCAAAAUCAUUGUUUCAUUGUUUUUGACCUUUGUUUUAAAACAUGUUGUAGCUGUUUUCUUCACUAAAUACAGCAGCAGUGAGAAUAAACAAAGCAGAAGUAUGAACAGUGUUUAAAGCACAUGUAUUCUUGUGUUGUACUGAGAACAUUAAGAACAUUGUAUGAAAUACUGUACAUACAGUAUGUAAAUAUUUGGUGAUGGGAUAAAGUUAGUAAGUUUAUACUUCUGCCUACUCCUUGUGACAUGUGACAAGAUGUAAUUGUUGUACUGGUGUUUGAAAUACAAACUAUAUAUACCCUUGUAAGAUCCGGUAGCAAUUUAUUAGGAACAUCUGGCUAAGCUUAUAUUGUUCCUUUGUUUUGAACAGGAAGUCGAGGAAAUCUCGGCUCUAGGUAUCUAUGAAGCUGAAAUUACUUUUCUGGAUUAAAUGAUUAUGUUUUUAAGUCCAGGUUACGUUCAUAUUUUCUUAUUUUUAUUCAUUUAGUUUUUAGUGAUAACCUUAAAUGAAAGUUUGCAACUGUUAUUCACUUACACUUUUACUCAGAUCAUUUAUAUUUUUGGGGCUUAAAUACAUUUCAGUGUUGUUGUUUUUUUAAGUAUGUG